AUGGUUCAGUACAAUGGCUUUUGCAGCUGCUGUUACUGCAUGGUUUUGGGAAUGUCUUGCAAAUCAAGUGUGAAAAGAAGGACACAGGGGAAGAGUUACAGUUUUUCCUUUCAAUUUUGAAUCAAACAAUGGACUUGCUAAAGAACGCACAAAAGAAAGUAUGGUUGCAGAUGGCUUGCAGUUUCUGCAGGGUACAUCAGGAGGAAAACCUGUAAGUUAGUGUACUGUCAUUAAAUGUCAUGAAAUGAUUUAGUCUACUUCAUAUAUACCUUUAUCCUGGGUGUUAGUGUUUGUUUUUUUUGUUGUUUUUUUUCGCACAUUGAAGACCCUACAUUCACAGAGUGUCGAAGUUGUAUUAUACUAUUGUCAUUUUCUAAUGGGGUUUCUGAAUCAUCACAAGAAUUUUCAAUACCUCAAGGAGCCUUAUAAGCAUUAAUUUUUGUAAUUUCACUUAGAUUUAGAAACCUACAUAGAAAACUAUGACUAAUACAUAUGAAACAUUUAACACAAAAAUAAAAUACGAAAUGUACUGUUCUAGUCGACCUUACACUACAGUGUACAGUAGACCUUAGUUUAAUUGACAUCUACAUGUACAUCUAUAAAGUGCACUUUCAUAAUUAUUUGUUUUCUUACAUUUUCUUAGGUAAAUGGGAUGAAAGGUGUUUGCCAGUUUGCAAGCCUUAAACACUAUGAUAUCAGUAAAGGUGUUUGCCUGGAUUACAUGCAUGGGGUCCUGCUUGGAGUUACACGACAAUUGAUGGCCCUGUGGUUUGAUUCAAAACACAAGGACCAACCUUGGUACUGUGGUGAUCGUGUCAGUAUUAUUGAUGAGCGUCUUUGUAGUAUCCAUCCACCCAUGAAUAUCACAAGAACACCCAGACCUAUUGAAACUCAUCGCAAGUAUUUUAAAGGUAUAAUAUCCAUUAAGUCUACAUAUGUGAUAGAUGAGCAUACAGUCGUGUACUGUUUAAAGUAGGCAUGUUUUCUUGUAAUACAUAUACCCUAUGGUUCUUUUUUUUUCACAGCAACCGAAUACCGAAAUUGGCUGUUUUACUACAGCGUUCCUUGCCUGGUUGGUGUUCUUCCCGAUGUUUAUCUUCACCACUUCAUGCUUCUUGCAUUUAGUGUGUGGCUGGUGAAUCAGCAGACUAUUUCACCAGAAGAAGUCAAUCAGAGUGGAAACCUUCUGGCAAAAUUUGUGAUGCUGAUGGAUGCCCUCUAUUGUGAGUAUUUAACUGCUUCAUUUGGGCCUCCAUGCAUUAACUUUUGUUGAGAUCAAUGUAUUUGUCAAUUAAUAGUUAAUUAUUUUGACACCAUGGUGGCUUUUACAGCUAGUGAAAUGGGGUGUUUGCAUUUUUUUUUUCAGCUGAGCGUCAUAUGACCAUCAAUAUCCAUAAUUUGCUUCACAUACAUGCAUCAGUUCACAAUCUUGGACCACUGUGGGCAAAUUCAACUUUUGACUUUGAGGAUGCAAAUGGGGAGUUAACUGCGCUUUUCCAUGGCACCCAGAACAUAGAUAUGCAGGUGAUCAAAAUAGCAAGAAUCAAUAAUACUGUGCUCAUAAAAUAUAUAUUUGAAAGGUAUCUAAAAGCAAGUCUAAUAAUUAAUUUACUCAUUGAUCAAUAAGAUGUAUGGAAGGAUUCUUUUGAUCUUUUGUAGAUAGCAUCCUCAGUCUCUGCAGUCAAAAUUGCUCCAGACCUUGCGCGGAAAUUGGACAAAGACUCUCCUAGUUACAGUUUGUACAGAAGGAUGAAAUUUGGAAAAGAACAGAAGUAUGUAUGGCAGUAGUAUGUUUCAAAUACUAUAUUGAUUUAGCUUUAAAAUCAAUAACAGUGACGUGUUCAUAGUCCAUAAGACUCAAAAGUAACAUGAUUCUAACCCUGUUAAUACCUUAGUUUAGUUCGUUCUUAUUGGUCGAUAUACAUUAAGCCAUUGGUAAAAAAAAAAUUGAUAUGUUUUUUUAUGCAUUUAAGGUCAACAAAGCUUGAGGAUGGAGUGCAUUUACUUGGUGCUUUUACUGACUUUGAGGUCCCAGAAACUAUAGAGCAGCAUAUCAAGGAUUUCACUGGAGAUUUGGCUCUGGGAAGAUGCCAGAGUUUUAAGAGGGCAAUCAUUCGUGGUGAAGUAUUUCACUCUAAAUCAUAUGGCCGUGUUUCCAGAAGAAACAGUUACACUGUAACCUAUGAAGACAGUCAGAAGAGGAGGGAAUGUGGUCAAAUACAGUAUUUUGUGAAACAUACACCCAUUUGCCAACGUGCUUGUAUUGCCUUAUGCCAGUGCAACAAAGAUCAACACUUUGCCAUUGUUGUGCACAUGGAACCAUUAAGAGAUUCUAACCUUCUGGAAAAAGCUGGAAUUGAAGGAAUCCAGAAGCAGCUUCAGAUCAUGCAGAAGCCAAGGUACACAAACAUGUCAAAUGUCCUAUCUGUGUUUAAACCAUUGGAUAAAUUAAUUGUGCAGUUAAGUUUUUGCUUUUGGAAAAUCUUUUUUUUUUAAUAUCACACUUACAUACCAAGCAUCAGAAUUUGUUUGAUCCGAUUUCUACCAACCAUCCAGAUAAUGGGUCUCCUAAUAGCUACGGUACAAUUGGGCAGUUGGAGUAUUGAAACAUCAGAACACAAGAUGCGUCAUGUAUUUACUGUUGAUGACUAUAUAACCACUACACUGUCACAAUCAUCUAUUAAUGCAAUAAUAUGUCAAUGCAGCAACUUUGCUAACUUCACAGUGUACGUUGAAAUAAGAACUUGGAUCAAUAGCAUUAUCCAAGGGUACAAAUUAUUGUUUAAGAAAUACAAAUAUACCUGUAUAUAAAUGUAGGUUUUGGUAAUAAAACAAAAGAACUUAAUUACUUUAUGGCUAAAAGAUGGACAGCGAUAUUGAGAUCUUUUGUUUUGUUCCGCAUCUUAAAAAUGGCCUCAUUUUGUAUUUCCUACCUCAUUUUCUUUUUAUUUCUUUCAGAAUGGAAAAUGUUGAUGUCAUCCCAAUCAGGAACAUCUUACAUAAAUGUGUUUUUAUAGAUGUUAAGGAUGCUGAUGAUUGUGUUUAUGUGACCCACUUCCCGAAUUUCAUUGAAACAGACUGAAACAAUUGGAGCUGGAAAUUGUUGUGUGAUACCUUUAAUUAAUGUAAAUAUAUGCAUAUGCAAAAAAAAGUAUGUACAUCAAUAAUUUGGACUAUGACUGAAAAAUAACUCGAUCGGUGCUCAAACUCGCUCUGUGACAUAUAUUGUAAUAUUUAUUAAGUCAAUAAGGCUCCCCCCCGGCCCCCCACGUCCCCCCACUGACACUUGCUAGUUUUCUAGGGUUUCAUUUUUUUUAAUACUCCCUUCUGGUGCCAUCAAGUAUGUCACAUGUAUGUUGAGUGGUCCCAAGUGCCUUUUAUGCAUGCACAUUAAUUAAUAUAUAUAUAAUCAUACUGCACUUCUACAUGUAUGUCACAUAUAUGUUAAAUUAUCCUGAAAGAUAUUACAUAUAUGUAACAUAUAUGCAUGGUCAUUUCAAAACUUUUACAUAUAUGUCACAUAUAUGUCUUAUCAUCCUAUGAGAUAUUACAUAUAUGUAACAUAUAUGUAUAGGCACUUCAAAACUUCUACAUAUAUGUCACAUAUAUGUACAGUUAUUUGACAUAUAUAUGUUACAGCUACAUAUACGUCACAUAUAUGCAACAUAUAUGUGGUUUUGGUAAGGGU
Porites lobata is the source of this 3688-nucleotide messenger RNA. The record is from the annotation of a GenBank genome assembly. NCBI's taxonomy places the organism in Eukaryota, Metazoa, Cnidaria, Anthozoa, Scleractinia, Poritidae.